Messenger RNA from Closterium sp. Naga37s-1, 3006 nucleotides. NCBI's taxonomy places the organism in Eukaryota, Viridiplantae, Streptophyta, Zygnematophyceae, Desmidiales, Closteriaceae. The record is from the annotation of a GenBank genome assembly.
AUGCUUAAGAAGAAGAGAGUAAGUCGGCGUGGGAAGGAGGGCAAUGCGGCCAAGUACACGACGCGCAAUCAGGCGCUCGUGCGCCUGCAGCUCAAGCUAGCCGACUUCAGGCGGCUGUGCAUCCUGAAGGGCAUUCACCCGCGCGAGCCGAAGAAGAAGACCAAGGGCGCGCACAAGACGUACUACCAUGUCAAGGAUAUCAACUUCCUCGCGCACGAGCCGCUCCUCGAGCUGCAGAGGGAGCUACGCGCGCAGAGGAAGAAGAUCCGCAAGGCCAAGGGGCGGCUGGAGACAGAGAAGGUGGAGCGGCUGGAGCGUAGCAUGCCCCGCGUGUCGCUGGACCACCUCGUGAAAGAGAGGUACCCAUCGUUCAUCGACGCAAUCAGGGAUCUGGACGACGCCUUGACCAUGCUGCACCUCUUCGCCACGCUGCCCGCCGAUGCCACCUUCCGCAUCCCCGCCACUCGUGUUAACAACGCCCGCAGUCUGUCUCUGGAGUGGCAAGCAUACAUAGCACGCACUCACUCCCUGCGCAAGGAGUUUGUGUCGGUCAAGGGCAUCUACUACCAGGCGCACGUGGUGGGACAGCCGCAUGCGUACAUAACACGCACACACGCGCUGCCCAAGGAGUUUGUGUCUGUCAAGGGCAUCUACUACCAGGCGCACGUGGUGGAGGGCAGCUCACUACUUUCCUUAGAGUGGCAGGCGUACAUCACGCGCACACACGCCCUGCGCAAGGUGUUUGUGUCUGUCAAGGGCAUCUACUACCAGGCGCACGGUGGGGCAGCCGGUGACGUGGCUGGUGCCACAUCAGCUCAUGCAGUUGGGGGAGUGGGUGGGGUGGGGUGGCUGUGCUUGGGGGAAGUUAGGGGUGAGGGCAGGGGAGCAUCAGCUAAUGCACUGCAGGGCAUACCCACCGACGUGGACUUCCGAGUGAUGCUCACCUUCCUCGCAUUCUACGAGACCCUAAUGGGCUUCGUGAAUUUCAAGCUGUACCACGAGCUGCGACUGGCAUACCCUCCGCGCCUCGACCCGCGCCUCGAGAAGGCUGCAGCAGGUGCACUUGCUUCCCUUGCUCCCUCUCUGCUUCCCGUGCUCCCUCUCUGGUUCCCGUGCUCCCUCUCUGCUUCCCGUGCUCCCUCUCUGUUUCCCUUGCUCCCUCUCUGCUUCCCAUGCUCCCUCUCUGCUUCCCUUGCUCCCUCUCUGCUUCCUUCCUCCCACUCUGGUUCCUUCCUUCACACUUUCCUCACGGAUUUAACAACCUCCAAGAAUGACCUGUAUGCGGUGAUGCGCAAGCUAGCAGAGGCGGCAGCAGCAGCGAGGCACAAGCGAGAAAGAAAGGCUUUCAAGGCAGCUGCUGCUGCUUCGGCCGCUCUUCUCGGUGCUGCUCCUGCUGAUGCUGAUGCUGCUGCUGAUGCUGGUGAUGAUGAUGCUGCUGCGUUGGAAGGGAGCGCUGAGAAGAGCACAGAUGAGGGAGGAGAGGAGGGGAAGGCAGAGGGAGAGGCAGACGGUGCUGCUGCAGCAGCAGCAGCAGCGGAUCCAGCAGCAGGAGAAGGAGAGGGCGCCGCCGCCGCAGCAGCAGCAGGACCCCCAGUGGAUCCCGAAAAAGAAGCAUCGGAGAAGCUUCCGUUGCUGGGCAAGCAAGCAACAGCGUCGCGAAUGGCAUCCCUGCAGAGCCGACUAGCAGCCAUGACAGCAGCAGCAGAGGCGAACCCCAAUGAGGAGGAAGAGAAAGCAGAGGGUGGCGCGGGGAGAAAAGGCGCGGGCGGAGCAGAAGCAGAGGAGGAGGAGGAGGAAGGGGAUGAGGAUGAUGAGGAGACGAGGGCGUGUCGGCGGUUGUUCAAAGGGCUUGUGUUCUUUCUCGGCCGGGAGGUGCCCAGGGAGCCGCUGCUGUUUGUGAUCCGCGCGUUUGGAGGCAAGGCAAGCUGGGAGGGCGAGGGGGCACCAGCUCCUGAGACUGACGAAGCCAUCACUCACCAGGUGGGCCGCUCUUUUGAGGUGGUGGACCGGCCGCAGCAGAAGCACCGCAAUCUCUCACGGGACUACGUGCAGCCACAGUGGGUGGUGGACCGGCCGCAGCAGAAGCACCGCAAUCUCUCACGGGACUACGUGCAGCCCCAGUGGGUGUUUGACUGUGCCAAUGCCCGCAUCCUCCUACCCUCCGCGCCCUACGCCCCCGGCCUCGUCCCACCGCCGCACCUCUCCCCAUUCGUGAACCACGAGGAGGAGGGCUACCUGCCCGACUAUGCCGCGGCGAUCCAACGGCUGAAAGAGGCCUCAGCAGCGCGAGAUGCUGCACAGCACAAGGGGGCGGCAGGGGGCAUGCUGGGCAUGGGGGGAGGGGGGGCGCCGAUGGAACUGGAGGGGGCGCAUGAAGUGAGGAUGAGUGGUGAGGGGAGUGUGGCGGUGGGGGGAGGGGAGGACGAGGUGAAGGCUGAGGAGGCUGCACUGGCUGCUAAGAUCGCAGAGGUUGCGGCAGAAGAGAAGGCCUACGCUGCUGAUCUGGCCAAGGAGCUUUCAGGCGUCCCGUUCUCGUCCUCCCUGGUCCAAGGCAAGGGUAGCAAGGAUGGGGAGGAGGGCGAUGAGGGUGAGAACACAGCGGAAGGACAGGAAGAGGGCGAAGGAGACGAGACAGACGAGGAGGAGGACGACGAGGAGGAAGGGGAGGGUGAGGAGGAGGAGAGGCAAGGAGGAGCAGCGGCAGCAGUGCCAGCUGUGGAGGAGGAGAAUGAGGAGGAUGGGGGCAAGGCGGCUGCACGCAUGUUGAUGAGUCGCAAGAGGAGGGGGUUGUAUGAUGCCAUGCAGAUGGGGCGAGCCAAGAAGGCCGCCGGUGUUGCUCUCCUCCACGAGCGUCGCCUCAAAGCCGCCGCUGCUGCUACUAGUGCUGGUGGUGGUGGUGGGGCGAAGGGUGCUGGUGCUGGUGGUGCAAAGGGUGCUGGUGAGGGUGGUAAGAAGGGUGGGCAACAGGGGAAGAAAGCGAAGCAGGAGAAGAAGGGGUGGCGAUAA